Messenger RNA from Eimeria necatrix, 654 nucleotides. Its product is annotated as syntaxin, putative. The record is from RefSeq and is a predicted model, not a curated record. NCBI's taxonomy places the organism in Eukaryota, Apicomplexa, Conoidasida, Eucoccidiorida, Eimeriidae. Gene Ontology annotation, cellular component: membrane. Gene Ontology annotation, biological process: vesicle-mediated transport. The transcript is spliced from 7 exons. The coding region runs from base 1 to 654 and encodes 217 amino acids.
AUGAAGAGAAAGGGCGCGGGAAACACCCCCGCGUUGGUGAACAGUUUGUUGACUUCGCUGUGCAACAUUUCGCCCUUCUUUAGGGGCGCGGGAAACACCCCCGCGUUGGUGAACAGUUUGUUGACUUCGCUGUGCAACAUUUCGCCCUUCUUUAGGGGUUUAGGGGCAGACGUGUCUCACGAGCUGCACAAGGUGAUGGCGGCGGCGAUGACUCUGAUGCAGAAGAGCAAAAGGGCCAUCGAGGGUUUAGGGUUUGAAAACACUAAAUUAGCGGAUAACGAAAAAGGGUUUUGCGCCAGCGAAUUAAGAAUUCGAAAAAACCUGCAGCAAACCCUUGCUGCUCAGCUGCAGCAGCAGCUGCAGCUGCUGCAGCUGCGGCAGGCCGAGUACAGGCUGCAGGUCCGCAAGAAGGCCGUUCGACAAGUCAAACUAGUCUAUCCGGAAGUGCCUGAAGAAGAAGUUGAAACCCUCGUGGACUCUGGAGAGCUCACGGCGAUGACAGCCAUCAAGAUGAGGGUUUCCGGCGUGCACGCACCAAGCCCUGCGAAAUGCGACCGCCGGCAUUCAAGACAACGGAUGUUUUGGAUCACCGUUAUUCUGAUCAUCAUUGCGGCCAUUGUGCUGGUGCCAGUGUUUGUCACUCUUCUCAAAUAG